Molecule: messenger RNA, 279 nt
Organism: Hippocampus comes (tiger tail seahorse)
Lineage: Eukaryota; Metazoa; Chordata; Actinopteri; Syngnathiformes; Syngnathidae
Product: myc box-dependent-interacting protein 1-like
Exons: 3
Cellular component (GO): cytoplasm; plasma membrane; synaptic vesicle
Molecular function (GO): phospholipid binding; tau protein binding
Source: RefSeq, a predicted model, not a curated record
GACUACCAUCAAAAGUUGGUUGAUCAUGCGCUCAUAUCCAUGGAUACCUAUUUGGGACAGUUUCCUGAUAUUAAGGCUCGUAUUGCCAAGCGGGACAGAAAGUUGGUGGAUUACGACAGCGCCAGACACAACUAUGCCACCACGCAUAAGACCAAGAAAAAGGAUGGCGGUAUUAAAAUCACAAAGCCAUCCUCUUUGUUGGAGAGGGCAACGCCCGGCUGGGCUCAAGGGAUUCUGUCCGCACACAAUGUUGCCCAGAGUAGCUUGUCCAGAAGCCAG